Pecten maximus is the source of this 1453-nucleotide messenger RNA. RefSeq names its product beta-1,4-mannosyltransferase egh-like. Bases 32 to 1417 code for a protein of 461 amino acids. The record is from RefSeq and is a predicted model, not a curated record. NCBI's taxonomy places the organism in Eukaryota, Metazoa, Mollusca, Bivalvia, Pectinida, Pectinidae. Gene Ontology annotation, molecular function: beta-1,4-mannosyltransferase activity. The transcript has a single exon. Gene Ontology annotation, cellular component: cytoplasm.
UUGAACCAGUCAUUUAACACAAAACAUCAGGAUGAAGUUUAUUCAUUAUUCUGGUCUGAUCCAUCUGUUUGUGCUGUGUAUCCUAUUCACCAUUUUGACCAUCUUCGUCGUGAUGACGGGCACUUUUGGUCCAGGCAUGUGGCAAACUUUUGAUCCCUAUACAGCAUACGGGAAAUGGCCGACCAUAUUGAUGUACAUAAUGAGAUUUCUCACACUAGUACCAUUGCCUCUAUCUAUAUGUAACUUCCUAGGUAUUGUAAUGUUCAAUACAUUCCCAGAAAAGCCUAAAGUAAAAUCAUCGACACUUUUUGGACCAUUUCUCUGCUUUAGAGUAGUUACCCGUGGAACAUUUCCGGAACUAGUCAGAAAAAAUGUGAGUAGGAAUAUUGCCAUAUGUUCCGAGCUUGGUCUUGAUAAUUUUAUUUUUGAAGUAGUGACCGACACAGGUAUAAACUUGGCUAAAUCGUCCCGUACUCGUGAGGUAGUUGUGCCAACACAAUAUCAGUCUGCGAAAGGAUGUCUGUACAAAGCGCGAGCUCUCCAAUACUGCCUCGAGGACGACGUUAAUGUUCUAUCCGACAAUGACUGGAUCAUCCACUUGGAUGAGGAAACACUACUAACCGAAUCAUGUGUAAUUGGAAUCAUCAAUUUUAUAAACGAGGGGCUCUACAGUUUUGGUCAGGGUGCCAUCACAUAUGCCAAUGAAGAAAUCGUUUGUUGGAUUACCACUAUCGCCGAUUUAGUCCGUGUUGGAGUAGACUAUGGAAUCAUCCGAUAUACUCUUAAAUAUCUACACAAACCAUUGUUUAGCUGGAAAGGAAGCUAUGUGGUUUCAAAUGUUGGUGCGGAAAGAAAGAUAACCUUUGAUUUUGGAUCUGAAGGCAGCAUAGCAGAGGACUGUUUUUUUGCUUUGAGUGCAUGGCGAGAGGGGUACAAGUUUGGAUUCAUCGAGGGUGAAAUGUGGGAAAAAAGUACUUUCUCCUGCAUGGACUUCAUUCGUCAGCGGAAGCGGUGGGUUCAAGGUAUCAUCAUGGUCCUCCUCAGUCGUCAAAUUCCCGCCAGGAACAAGUUUGGGAUCUCUGUCAUGGUCCUUAGUUGGCUCGUUAUGCCAAUCACCGUGCCUAACCUUGUCCUCGUACCAUUGUGCCCUUUACCCAUGCCAAACAUCAUCAACUUCCUAUGUGGCUUCAUGGGGGGAGUAAUGCUCUUCCUGUUUGUAUUCGGGGCAGUAAAAUCGUUUAAUUAUCGUCGGACUGGAUUGUUGAAAUUCCUGUUUCUGUGUAUCUGCCCCAUUCUAAUGAUACCAGUAUGUGUAUUACUAGAGACAUGCGCGGUGACAUGGGCUCUUGUCUCCCAGAAACAAGGAGGGUUCCACAUCGUCAAAAAGGAAACUAGUCCAUCUCGCAUAGAAGUGUAACAUCAUCAUUAUAUUAUCAUAUCACUAUAUUCUCAG